Molecule: messenger RNA, 1440 nt
Organism: Cryptomeria japonica (Japanese cedar)
Lineage: Eukaryota; Viridiplantae; Streptophyta; Pinopsida; Cupressales; Cupressaceae
Exons: 1
Coding region: 172-1125 (317 amino acids)
Biological process (GO): lipid metabolic process
Molecular function (GO): phosphoric diester hydrolase activity
Source: RefSeq, a predicted model, not a curated record
CAUACCCAUCCAAUCACCUCGCCGGACCGGGGAAACCAAUGAACUAGGUCAGAUAGACCCGUCCUUCGACCUUCAUGGCCGGCCAACGAAUACAAUGGAAGGCCCAGGCUAUAUGAUCUAUUAAUCUCUAAUCCCUCUGCAUAGAGACGGCAAAACCAAACCAGCAGAGCCAUGGGAGGCCAGGUUUCAAAGCAAAAGUCAGUACUCCAACAAAAGCGGGCUCUGAAAGAUCUGAACGGCACAGAGGGAGUCGAUUUCCCCGGGUCAGACUACACCACAGCCGACGGCAAUCGCAAAGAAUGGAUGUCAAAGCUGAACCUGAACACAGUGCGGAUCAAAGACGUCGUUUGGCCCGGCACCCACGAUUCUGCGACAGAUAAAAUGGGCAUUCCACUGGUGUCCCGCCCGCUCGCCCGGUGCCAGAAAUGCUCCAUCUAUAAUCAACUGGUUGGUGGCACCAGAGUUCUGGACAUCCGGGUCGAAGCCUCACGACGGGUCUGCCACGGGAUACUGAAAAGCUAUAAGGUCGAUUUGGUCAUCCGGGACAUCAAACGGUUUCUGUCAGAGACGCAAUCGGAGUUUCUAAUUGUGGAGAUCCGAACAGAGUACGGGCACCAGGACCCGCCGGAGAUGGAAAAAUGGCUGAUGGACCAACUUGGGGAUUAUCUCAUACACCAGGACAAUCAUGUUUUUGAUAAAACGCUGGCUGAACUUCUGCCCAAAAGGGUGAUUUGCGUGUGGAAGCCGGCGGCCAAGGGGGCUGCUCCGCACCCGGGCUCUGCGCUCUGGAGCUCCGCUUAUUUGAAGGACGACUGGAUCGACACUGACCUUCCUUCAACCAAGUUCGAGAGCAAUUUGAGCAAAUUGGGGAGCCAUCCGCCUGUUUCGUCGCGUAAGUAUUUUUACCGGGUUGAGAAUACGGCCACUCCCCAGGCUAAUAACCCGGUCGUUUGCGUCAAGCCUGUGACGAAUCGUAUCAGAGGGUAUGCUAGAUUGUUCAUUUCUCAGGCGUUUAAGAAGGGUUAUGGUGAUCGGUUGCAGAUUUUUUCUUGUGAUUUCAUAGACGAUGAUUUUGUCGAUGCCUGUAUUGGAAUCACGCGGGCCAGAAUGGAAGGCAAGGCUUAGUUUUGUAUGUUCAUGAUUCUCUUCAUUGGUUUUUUCUAUGGCGUCGAUCUCUCUGUAGGUGUAUGGAUUGUAAAAGUAUUUGUUGCAAAUCCCAAGGUCAUGAGGAAUUACUGUUAGAAUGUUUUAGUCUCAUUGAUCGAAAGAGGAAAGAUUAGGUUUUUUCUUUUUGCCUGUAAUGAGCUGGAUGCCAUGGGAAUGUGCGGUCUUCAUUGAUUUGUACCGAGAACCUGGCUGAGUUCACUAGGCCCUACAUUCAUUAUGUAAAGUUGAUUUUUUCUUUGAUUGUAGCAUAUUAAGAGUGGGUUAUGUGUCUAA